Molecule: messenger RNA, 2528 nt
Organism: Scomber japonicus (chub mackerel)
Lineage: Eukaryota; Metazoa; Chordata; Actinopteri; Scombriformes; Scombridae
Gene: arl8bb
Product: ADP-ribosylation factor-like 8Bb
Exons: 7
Coding region: 70-630 (186 amino acids)
Biological process (GO): protein transport; anterograde axonal transport
Cellular component (GO): lysosomal membrane
Molecular function (GO): GTP binding; GTPase activity
Source: RefSeq, a predicted model, not a curated record
UCCUGUGUAGACUGCUAGCAAUUUCACAUCCAGACAGCCGCAGCGACUGCGACUACUGUGUCAUCCAAGAUGCUGGCCCUCAUAAACAGGCUUUUGGACUGGUUCAGGUCCCUCUUUUGGAAAGAGGAGAUGGAGCUUACAUUAGUGGGACUUCAGUACUCCGGAAAAACCACAUUCGUCAAUGUGAUUGCAUCAGGACAGUUCAGUGAAGACAUGAUCCCCACAGUUGGUUUCAACAUGCGGAAGGUCACUAAAGGAAAUGUGACAAUAAAGAUAUGGGACAUAGGUGGACAGCCCCGCUUCAGAAGCAUGUGGGAGCGUUACUGUAGAGGAGUCAAUGCUAUUGUUUACAUGGUGGAUGCAGCAGACCGAGAGAAGAUAGAAGCUUCCAGAAACGAACUGCACAACCUUUUAGACAAACCACAACUACAAGGAAUUCCCGUUCUAGUACUGGGCAACAAACGAGACCUACCCAACGCACUCGAUGAGAAGCAGCUCAUUGAAAAAAUGAACCUAUCUGCCAUUCAGGACAGGGAGAUCUGUUGCUACUCUGUCUCCUGCAAAGAGAAAGACAACAUAGAUAUCACACUGCAGUGGCUCAUCCAGCAUUCAAAGUCGCGGAGAAGCUGAGAGUGAAACCCAGUCGCAGCUCUGGCCUCAGCCCCUAAUGGUCAUGGGUCCUUGACAGUCAUCCCUUCCACUGCCUCUGUGAAGUAAUCCAGCUCUCUCUGCUCACUACCGUCACCACCUGCACCACCCAGUACACUACCAUAAAUGUGUAGCCCCCCCCCCCCCUUGUACAGCACUACCGCCACCCCAACUAUCUGGAGUCUUGAAAAGUUGUCUCGCUAGAAGGUGGAUUGUCCAUACCCAUCAUGCCUUAUCGCCUGUCAUUAUGGACAUGCUCUGUAUCUGUGCACAUCGUGGAGGUUUUUUUUCUUUUAUGGGUUUCAUUUACCCCUCGACACAGGAAUUUAAUGAUGUUGCAGUGUACCGCUCCCCUGCCUACAUAGUGGACGGAGCUCCUCUAAUCCCACAAUCAAAGAUCCAUUCUGUCGCCCGUCAACAUUAGGUGUUUACAUGACAUUGCGUGAUUGUAGUUUUUAAACUAAUUAUUUGCCAAAUGAUGAUGGUGGUUGCUUGCGCUAAUGCCUUCAAUUCCUGAUAAACUCUUAGCAAUGUAGCCUGCAUUUUUUGUGUGCUGGGCGUAUGGAAGUAUCUAUUCUAUAAGUGACUUGAAUUAAAAGUUUACACAUAUGGAUAAAAAGAAGGUAAGACUGUGAGUGGUUGUUGUGUCUGAGGCAAAAUCCUAAGAUAGGUCAGCAGAGUUUUAAGUGCCUUCGGCUGAGUGAGUUUUCCAAUCGGUAAUUUAUUGCCCAAUGCAACAUCCAAACCACUAAUAUCAAAAACACUCAGUACAGACAUGAUCUAAGUCCCUUGAUUACACUUAACAUCUCUUGACAAUCUUUGUUUUAUGUUCCGUAGUCACAUAAUUACAUUCUGAUGUCUGAGAAAAGUCAGUACUGUACUAAUGAUGAAAAAUGAGGUGACGGAUGACCGAGGUGAGUGAGAAAAUGUUACAUUUUGUUUGGACGAUGGGUAAUUUGAAUGCUGUUUCACUUGUAGCCUGUGACUUUUUUUUUUUUUUUAAUGUAGCUUGAAAUGUGGGCUAACUGUUUGCUUGCAGUUCUCAGGUUGUUAUAGGAUUUUUAAAAAAUUGUCUGAACACAGUAUGGGUGCGCCCGAGGAUCCUUUUCGUAAUCCCUACUUUGUUCAGUUCUGAUAACAGAAAAAAAGCAGUGUUAGUCAUGAUGGCUGAGCUUACGGAGAACAGAAGACAGUCCUUUAGUUCAAAGCAUCGGAUGCCUGAUGUCAUCCAUGCCUUGUCACGCCCUUGUCUGAAUCCUUAAGUCUGUUUGUAAAGCCUUAACAGCCCUCCAAAAAAAAUCAAAACAAAAAGACAUAUUGAUUGAUUCGUCAUUUCCUCUCGGCGACAGGACAAUGAUUUCUCACAGGUUCGACCACUGUUCUCAGAUUGAUGCUUUGCAUUAGCUUCAAUCGUGUAUAUUUAUCUGCUCCUUGCUUGGCCAGUGCAUCUUAAUCAAUUCAGAAUUAUUUUUUUUUGUGCAAAUGUCCCCAGAUAUGCAACAGUACAUAGGCCUACGUGGCUUUGACGCCUGCAUUUCACCGUACCGUUUGUCUCCAAAUACAUCUCACGCUCUCUGUAUCUCACAUGUGGUUCUGUGUCCGCUGGUGAUCGUCGUAAUCCUAAAUGUCGAUUGUUGGGACCACAGCAGCAGUGAGGGGCUGUAAAAGUGGGUGACUGUGUGGGUAAUCGGGGAAAGCUUUGUUACCUGUGUAAUAAUAUAGCCUAUUUGCAAUUUGUAUGUGCAUGUGCUAAACUUAUUCACAUUCAAUUGCAGACUUUGUAAAUAAGAAGUUAGCAUUUUUAUUCCAACAAAUGCUCCUGUAGAUGUCAUGCGUUCUUUCCCUGUGAUUGCUAAUAAAUUUGUUUUUAUUUUUAAGGA